This is a messenger RNA of Hermetia illucens (black soldier fly), 720 nucleotides long. Its product is annotated as hybrid signal transduction histidine kinase M-like. NCBI's taxonomy places the organism in Eukaryota, Metazoa, Arthropoda, Insecta, Diptera, Stratiomyidae. The coding region runs from base 1 to 720 and encodes 239 amino acids. The transcript has a single exon. The record is from RefSeq and is a predicted model, not a curated record.
AUGACUCGUUAUGUACUGCAUCCUGAUGAUGAUGCCGUCAUCAAUGAUAUCGAUGAAACUCUCGAGGGGCUGGACACUAGCGUCGAGAAUCGGUCUAACUAUAUUAGACAAGGAAAUGAGCGUUUAACGAUUAGUGAUCAACGCAAUCAUCUAAGACACAGAGACACUGUGAUAGGAGGCGAUCUCGAUGACGACGAUGGUGAUGAUAUUGAAGACGAAGAUGAUGAUGAUGAGGAUAGUAAUGAUGAUAUUAUCAAUGAUCAUCUUCAUAAGGUAGGUGAUGAUGACGAUGAUGGUAUUGAUAGUGUUACUGAUAAAGUUAUCAGAGGCAGAUCUAUCGAACGUGACGUCCACGAGUGCUCUGAACAACAUCGUAAUCACAUUAUUAUUAAUCAAGAUCAUUCAGAAACUAUCACAAAAAAUGUUAUUGUAACAGCAGAGGAGGGGGCAAAUAACAUUAUUUGUAGUAGUAACAAUAACGAUAAUAUCUUAAAUGCAGCAGCAGUAAAUAUUAUCAGUAAUAAAUCUAGUAAUAAUAAUAAUAAUACCUGCAACAAUAACAACAAUAGCAGCGAAGACGGUGGUGAAGAAAGUAGCAGCUUAUCGUCCCACCAUCAAGUUCGUCAUUAUCAUUAUUAUAACAUUCAUCACAACAUUGGCAGCAAUAGAAAUCCGAAUUCUAAUUCGAUUGUUAGUGAUCGUCAUCUUCUAAUUUUGUGA